GCAGAGGAAUUUGAAACUUUCGGAAGAGUGGCGUGGUACGUCGUACGAGGCGUGACUAUCACCUUCUCUCUUCAUCGCUGGUUCUACGCUGAACGCUGAACCGAUUAAAAAGAAAAGGGACAUGAGGCGAUUAGCCCGGAGCGUCGGUAUUCGUCUGAACGGGCUGCCUCGCUGUGCCUUCUGCGAAGCGGCACGGUGGAAGACUUCUGCGUCUCCCUCGCAGCCCACCGAGGAUGGGAAUGAGGUGACCAGCGUGUUCCCAGGAGAGGAGGUGACUGCGACGGAAGCACCACCGUCGCACCGCUCAAAGUCGGACAUGUCGCGCCACCGCCGCCACAGCCAACAACGUAGCGAGGCGGACGGGCUCGUAAGCGACAUCUUCCGCCUGCAGAAACAAGUCGCCGUCGAGCAGCAGCGGCAGCGCCUUUCCGUCCGCGCGUCUCGACUCGGGGAGGCAACCACCUCGAGGGCGGCCGCGACAUUACCGAGAAGUGUGCCUUCGCCUGCUUUAGCUGCGGAGAUGAUGGCGGCGGAGGGGGUCUAUGUGCCGGAGACACCCGCUGCUGCAGUACCGCCUCCUGUUUUAACGGUGCCAUCCGCCGAAGAGACGGCCGCCGCGGCUCGUCGAGCCCGUCGGUUGGAGGGUGGUGUUGCGGCUUUUGUGGUGUCGUCGUCUUCCCCAGCCGCCGCGCCGCCUUCAACAUCCACGCUGCCGCCACUGCAAUCGUGGACCCCACCGUUUGCGCUCACCUCCGAACGCCUGCACUCUUCCUUGGACGGCCCGGCCUCUGACGUGGCGUUUACGCUGGAGGAGUUGGAGAACACGCUGUUCACCCCCUCCGCGGAGGCUACAGAACAAGGGAAGGGCGAGGCGAAUUCUCUUGCUUUUUCUGUUACCAGGGACUCUACCGAUACCACAACCGCCGUUUCUCCUCCGCCGCCGCCUCCGUCGUCCCCUCCCGCUACGCCGUCCUCGGCUACGUCGUCCACAACUGAAAGGGUGUCCUCCGACAGCGCUGCAGCUGCCACUGGAGAAGAGGAAUUGAAACAACAGGAAGUCAAAGAAACACCGGUUUCCAAGGAAGAAGCCGCGCGCUUACCGGAGAACGUGAAAGUGCCACCGAACUCGAAUGCAACAUCGGGCAACCGGUUGAGGUCAACGGCUGCACCGCAGGUGCAGCCACUCAGUCCUGCAUCCAAGCCUCUCCCACCAGUGCUGAAGUGUCGGCUGCGCGGAACGGCGGUGGUGGUCACCAUGUCCCGCGUGCCGUGCGAUCUGUGUGAGCUUGUGGAGGCUCUGCAGGAGGCCGUCACCUUUGCUGAGUCCCUCCCAACGCUGCCCCAGGAAUCGCGCGAGGUGCGACUGCGUGUUGACCCGUCCGCACCCGAGUGUGCGGCCUUUUCGUUUCUCGGUGUCCGUGACCUUUCUGCGGUCGCGUCUUCUCUCACCGAACGCGUUGGGGUGCAGUUCAUGAAGGAGAGGUUGCUGCGACGCAUGCAGGAUGGCCACCACCGCAAACUACACUACGUGGCAGAAGUUCACGUGCAGCCAACCGCGGUGCCGUCGAUGUUGGAGAACUUUACCGCCGAGCUCCUCCUCGCCUGUGACGCACACGAGAUGCGGUCGAAGAACGGCUUAGACGGAGGUGCGAAGGACGCGGUGAAGUUGUCGUUCCGUGGCAUUGGCGUUGGCGUCUUUCCUGCCCCAGCCACGGCGCGUCGAAUGAGGAAGCGUAUUGCAGUGAUGCUCGCGCGGGAGGAUCAACGAGGGCCGCUGCUGACCCAUCUAGGGCGAAAAGACUACGAAAUCAGCAAGGAGCAGUCCGCAUUUGACCUUGCCAGUGUUACCGCGAAUACAAUGCUGUGUCUGCAUCUUCUGCCGACUGACGUCACCACGGCGCUUCUUAUGACGAAAAGCGCGGAGGACGUAGUCCAGCAGAUUGGUAGUCUGAGUGCACAGAUAGGCAGAGCAAGGUCUGGCGUGGGCGCUUUCAUUGCCUCGCUGUUGCAACGAUGGGCGGCUGUGAAGGUGCAACGGGGCGGAGUGAAAGCCAUAUGGCGGUCCCCGGAGGUGCGCACCGAGUCCUCCUUGACCACAUGCGUCACUGCGGCGCAGGUGUGGUCGUGGGUGUGCGAAGCCGUGUUGCGACCUGGUGCCACGGACACGGUCAUUCGUGAUGCAGUGACGGAAGCCAUGCGCGCCGCUCCGCUGCAGCGAUGUCUGCGAAGCUACGCUUUCGCGGCCGCACCAAUCCUUGCGUUGCAAUCACUGCCGCUAAUCAUCAGCAAAAGCGAGGCUGCAGCGGGUCGCAGCACCGCCGCGUCUUCACCGUAUGUCAUCGAGGUAUCUCUCGCUACAUUGGCGCAAACAUCAGUAACGGACCUGGCAAGUGAAAUACGGGAUCAACCGUCGGACGUGGUGCUCGCCAUUGCGGCGUCUGUUCCGCUGGAGCGGCGGCUGAAGUUCCUCGCCUCGCUGCAUCUCAUUGACACCGGCGAUCAUCACCAGGUGAUGGUGUUGCUGUCCGGCAAGCCGCAAGAGAUCGACGAAUGCGCUUCGCUGACCAGAUCGUCUGCACGUUUGGUCGCUGCGCCGGGGGCUACGGACUGCGGUCCCACGAUCGUCUCUCCGGCGGAACCUUCUUGGCUCCACCAAACGGUAGAGGUGAGUUUGGCGCGCUCGCCUCCCCCAGCGGUACCUCGCGACGGCUGGACCGCGCCUGAAGUGAACGAGGCGGUGCAGUACGUAGUGAAGAACUUGCAUCGGCCAUGUGUGGUGACAACGAAGUCGGACAUCGGGCUCGCUUUGCGCAGAGCGGCGCACAACGCUGAGAUGAAGUCCGCCCCGAAAAGCCACGACAUUGCUUCUGUGAGAGGAACGGCAGCUGUCAUAGGCAGGCAGCUGUGGCAGCAGUCGCUGACGCCUCUCGUUCCCCUCUGCCACGACGCUCUCGGCGUGGUGGCGAGAGUCACUGAGCCUCCACGCUUCUUCUCACCACCACGGAAUCGCAAGACAGUAGCUGCUGUGGCAAGGGCAACGGUUGAUCCUGGACUGGCGUUCCUGAUGGUGUUGGAUGCGGCCUGCCAAGCCCUCUGUCGUGAGGAGGAGACCGCUUCUCCAGCUGCGGUAAACGUCUUGUCUAUUGCGGCGUUGCAACUGGACGCUUCUGCCGGUGGUGUGUUCGACGCCGCAGAUCGAGUCUCCGCGGACAGCGUGGAGGGCAUCCUGACUGCUAUGGAGGCAGCCGCGGCAGAGCACUCCGUCUCGUUUGCAUCUCUCUCACUCCUUCGCUGGAUGGUCGAGGAGAAGCUGUUGUUUUACCAGUUGAACAGCACCGUAAUCACGCGUUUUUCCAAGGCUCAGCCGCAGGGAUGA
Molecule: messenger RNA, 3376 nt
Organism: Leptomonas pyrrhocoris
Lineage: Eukaryota; Euglenozoa; Kinetoplastea; Trypanosomatida; Trypanosomatidae
Exons: 1
Coding region: 122-3376 (1084 amino acids)
Biological process (GO): fatty acid beta-oxidation
Cellular component (GO): mitochondrial fatty acid beta-oxidation multienzyme complex
Molecular function (GO): enoyl-CoA hydratase activity; long-chain (3S)-3-hydroxyacyl-CoA dehydrogenase (NAD+) activity
Source: RefSeq, a predicted model, not a curated record